UCAAUGGUCGGAGAUGCUCUCACAUCACCCUCCUUAUAUUAUUAUUAAUUUGCUGUCCUUGCUCUCUUGACACUUGUAUCAACUUCUUGGUUUCUUGCUUCAGUCUCAUUGGCCUUGAUUAACCCUGUUGCAGCUGUCCACAAAUAAUUUUCGUUUUUGGGUUAUUACACACCAAGUUGAGAUGUUCUUGGACUGAUUCAACAUUUCUUUUGAGAGAUUAUCAUGGGGAGAUUUGUUGUUGGGGUUUUGCUGCCUUUGCUUCUUUUAACAGCUGCAUUACUCAAUUGGAGCUUAAUCUCUCUGGUUGAUUUGGCAGCUUCUCUUUUUAUUCUAUACAAGGCACCAAAACAAGGUGAGCUCUACUGAUUGUCUUUUAAUAUGAUUCGAUGGUGAACAAUUAGCUGCUAUACAUAAGUUGAAAUAAUGGUCUCCAUUGUCAUCCGAUAUGAUAUUACAGUGUACAGAUACAUGUUUGCGCAAUUGAACCAGGUAUGAAAGGGCUAGACCACAGUUUAGCAGCUAUUAAUCUGUUAUUACUGACUUGGUUAUUAAUUUAUACAGGGUGGAUGUUUGUGUUUAGUCAGUAUCACUAAUUACCAUAUAUUGCACUUGCCAUGAUCAAUUUGGCUAUAGGGGCAAAUAUCGUUGUUAGAUUGUUUACAUGUUGAGUUUGUUAUCAGUUUGGGGUUAAAUCUCUGUACAGCCAACUCAUGUCGAUUUUGAAAAACUCAUUACCAGUUUAUAGUGCAAAUUACUAUACUUAGAGUAUGCUGUACGUUUGCCCUUGCAUACUUGGAUAUAUACUAUCUUGACAUUAUAAUGUGGUCGGUGUAGCUGUGGUAUGACUCAUCUGUACUCUUUUUUUCUGGUAAGGUAUGUGUAAUUGAAUUGGCGGAGUGUGUAAUUAAACCCAUGGCCUUUGUCAUGGGAGAGGAUUGCUUUUUACGACUGCACAGGCAGAUUCUUUUGUUGUCUUUGCCCUUCUGUACCUGAAUACAUAUGAUAUUGGUAUUAUACUGUGUAGUUGUAGCUUGGGCAUAUUUUGUCUUCAUUUUUUUUCAUAUUUAAAACUGCGCCAUCAGAUUAUUUUCCUGCUGUGCAUAUUAUAUAAUUAAUAUAUUUUCUCUGUUUUCAGGGUUCCGUUUCAAAGGACUUCUGUUAUUGUGGUCAAUUAUAAAUUUUUCUCUUCUUUUUAUUCUUUCUCAAGUGACACUGCUUAUAGCAUGUGAUUUUAAGGGUGAUGAAUGUGGAAUAGCAGAUUCUUGGUGGGGAAAAUUAGUUGGGUUCAUGAAUAUGGUAUGUUUUUCAGGCUCCAGUCCUCAGUAAUUUAUUACUUGGUUCUACAAGUAUUUGUGGUCUUCACUGCGUUGAUUGAAGUCCACAGAAACAAGUAUGGUUUUGCUCUAUCAGAAGGUUCUUGGUCGGCUCGUCUCUCAUCGAUUUUUGAGCGUCUAGGUUAUCAUGUCAGGAUUGGUUUCUGUUUGCUAGUACCUGCGAUUCAGUUGGUUGUGGGAAUAAGCAAGCCUUCAUGGGUUUCUUUGCCAUUUUUCAUUUGUAGCUGUGUUGGUCUUGUUGAUUGGUCCUUAUCAAGCAAUUUUCUUGGUCUUUUUAGGUGGUGGAAGCAGCUUUGGAUAUAUGCAGGCAUCAACAUUGUCCUACUAUAUGUCUAUCAGCUCCCAAUAGGGUUCCCGAGAAUGUUCCAUGUCCUAGCUGAAUUUGUUGGACUUUACAAGAUAUCUGCUAAUUCUGAGGGGCUGGAAGUUCUUUCUGGAGUGUCCAUGAUGGUAUUGUAUUUCAUGCUAUCGUGUGUCAAAUCUGAUUUGGAGGACAUGGAUUGUAUUAUGUCCAGUGAAGAAGGCAACUUGAAAGAACAUCUUCUUCCCUCGAAGCAGUCUUUCUUUAUUCGCGAAUCAAGGUCUGGUGCGAGGCAUGCCAAUGUGAUGAUACGAGGUGCAGUUUUUAGGACUUUCAGUAUCAACUUUUUCACGUAUGGUUUCCCGGUCUCUUUGUUUGCUUUAUCAUAUUGGAGUUUCUUCUUUGCAAGCAUAUGUGCAUUUGGAUUACUUGCUUACGUCGGCUAUGUAAUAUUUGUUUUCCCAUCGCCGUUCCGUCAGCAUCGGUUGAAUGGGCUGAUACUUGUCUUCAUUCUCUGUUGGGCUGUCAGUACUUAUAUCUUUAAUGUGGCAUAUACAUUUCUAGACGGGAAGCUUGGGAAGGAUAUGGAGAUCUGGGAGAUGGUGGGGUUGUGGCAUUACUCAAUACCAGGACUUUUUUUACUUGCUCAAUUUUGUCUCGGAAUUCUGGUUGCUCUUACCAAUCUUGUCAACAACUCAGUUUUACUAUACAUGUCUGACGAGGUCAUGCAAUCCUCAUGUGACAAUUCUACUGAUGAAGUGAGUGAGAAGACAGAAGUAUUGAUUGUGGCUACAAUUGCCUGGGGACUCCGCAAAUGUUCUCGAGCUAUCAUGCUGGUUCUUAUAUUUCUCAUUGCAGUGAAACCUGGUUUCAUCCAUGCUAUAUAUAUGGUAUUUUUUUUCAAGUAUCUCAUGAGUCACAGUAUCAGCAGAGGCCUACGGCAAGCCCUGAUUCUUGUUUGUGAGGUUCAUUUCGCAGUGUUGUACACUCUUCAAAUUAAUCUGGUCUCUAAAAGUUUGGUGACCCCAGGCUCACUGAGUAUGGAAAUUCUGUCUCAAUUAGGUCUCAUUGACUACGACAGCUCCUGGGAUUUCGUGAAAAUAGCUGUGCUUGCAUGCUUUUGUGCCAUUCACAAUCAUGGUUUUGAAAUGUUGCUUUCUUUUUCAGCCUUUGUACAGAAUACACCCUGUCGCCCGGUAGGAUAUACUAUUCUUAAAGCUGGUCUGAACAAGUCAGUUUUGUUGUCAAUUUUCUCCUCUCGUGCCACCAGAGGCAUCCAUGUCAAUCCUUCCAAUGGUGUUAAUGGGAGAAAAAUAACCACAUUCCUCGGUGCUAUUAGCCAGAAAAUACUAAGCUUGUAUCGGUCGCUUGGAACAUACAUUGCAUUCACGACUAUUUUUGUUGCAGUGUGCUUGGUAUGUCCUAAUUAUGUAUCGUUCGGAUACCUUUUUCUUCUCCUUAUAUGGAUUACUGGAAGACAACUUGCUGAGAAAACAAAACGACGCCUUUGGUUUCCACUCAGAGCAUAUACAAUUAUGGUAUUUGUUUUUGUGUAUAUUUUGAGCAUCUUUCCUAGUAUCGAGACAUGGCUUUCUGGGAAGUUGAAUCUUUAUUCAAAUUUCGGCUAUAGCCCCAAAGCUCCGUCAUUAAAGAACUUGUGGCAAUCUCUAGCAAUUAUAGUUGUGAUGCAACUUUAUUGCUACGAGAGGAGGCAAAGCAAGUUUAUAAUAAAAGAAGAUCUAGUUCGAGUGCAACUUGGAGCGCUUGGGUUUAUCAGAAGGCUUCUAAUCUGGCACAGCCAAAAGUUACUGUCAGCUGCUUUGUUCUAUGCAUCACUGUGUCCAAUUAGUGCAUGUGGUUUCCUGUAUCUUCUAGGCCUUGUCAUCUGCUCAAAUCUACUUAAAGCUUCCCGGAUACCAUCAAAAUUAUUCAUAGUUUACACAGGAAUUUUGGUGAUAGCUGAAUACUUAUUUCAGAUGUGGGGCAAACAUGCUGAGAUGUUUCCUAAUCAAAAACAUUACAGUUUAUCUUUGGUUCUUGGUAUUCAGGUGUAUGACCCUGGCUUUUGGGGUAUGGUAGCAGGCUUGAGAGGGAAAGUUCUGGUGAUUGCUGCAUGUAGCCUUCAGUACAAUGUCUUUAAUUGGUUGGAGCAGAUUCCUAAAUCUCCCUUAGACGAUGAUAGAUGGGCAGAACCUUGUCCAUUAUUUGUUCCACCUGAAAAUGUGUUGCCAGUUGUUUCAAGUUCUAAUGGUGAUCAGGACCCAACUUUUGUUUCAAGUCAUGAAGAGAUAAAUAGUUUGACAAGCAAUUCAUGGUCAUCAUAUAACUCAGGAAAAAAGCAAUCAUCUCAUGAUGUUUCCUGCAGUGGAAGUGGGUCUGAAAGUAAUAGAUUUAAAAAAUAUUCAUUUGGAUAUAUCUGGGGAAGCAUUAAGGAGGGUCACACGUGGGACAAGAUGCGAAUUAUUGCUUUGAAAAAGGAGAGGUUUGAUAUACAGACGACAACCUUGAAAACAUAUAUAAUGUUUUGGAUAGAAAAUAUGUUCAAUCUUUUUGGCCUGGAGAUUAAUAUGAUCACAUUGCUUCUGGCAAGCUUUCUUCUGCUAAAUGCUGUUUCUAUACUGUAUGUUGCAUCUCUUUCUGCUUGUGUUCUCUUGGGCCGGCAGAUCAUUCGUAAAAUGUGGUCAAUAUUUGUCUUCUUGUUUGCUUCCAUCCUUUUGCUUGAAUACUUCGCAAUUUGGAACCAUGUUAUGACAAGAACUCCACAAGACUCAAAUGGGGCUAAUCUGCAUUGCCAUGAUUGCUGGAGAUUCUCAGAUACAUAUUUCUAUUACUGCUCAAAAUGUUGGCUGGGACUUGUAGUUGAUGAUUAUCGCAUUUUGAUCAGCUACUAUGUUGUCUUCAUGGUUGCAUGUUUCAAACUUCGAGCUGAUCAGUUCUCCAGGUUUUCAGGAUCAUUUACAUAUCGAAAAAUGAUCUCUCAGCGCAAAAAUGCUUUUGUUUGGAGUGAUCUUUCUUUUGAAACUAAAAGCAUGUGGACUAUUAUUGAUUAUCUAAGGCUUUACUGCUAUUGUCAUCUGUUGGAUCUUGUGCUUGCUUUGAUACUGGUCACUGGAACACUUGAGUAUGACAUUUUGCAUCUUGGUUAUCUUGCUUUCGCUGUAAUUUUCUUUCGCAUGAGACUUACAAUACUUAAGAAAAAGAACAAGAUCUUUAAAUUUCUGCGCAUAUACAACUUCAUUAUAGUUGUGUUAUCACUUGUGUAUCAAUCUCCCUUUUUGGGUGAUUACAAUGCUGGUAGAUGUGAAACAAGGGAUUACGUUUAUGAGGUGAUUGGAUUUUACAAGUAUGAUUAUGGGUUUCGUAUAACUUCAAGAUCUGCUGUGGUUGAGAUUUCCGUUUUUGUUCUGGUAUCCUUGCAGUCAUAUAUGUUCUCCUCCCCAGAAUUUGAUCAUGUGUUUCGAUAUCUUGAAACUGAACAAAUUGGUGCUGUGGUACGUGAGCAAGAAAAGAAAGCUGCAUGGAAGACUGCACAACUACAACAUAUUCGUGAAAAUGAAGAAAAGAAACGCCAGCGAAACUUGCAAGUGGAGAAGAUGAAAUCUGAGAUGCUCAACCUACAAAGCCAGCUUUACAGUAUGAACUCUGCUGCUGUUUGUGAUGACGUAUUGAAUGGCAGUGAAGGCUUGAGAAGGAGGACUACAUUGAGGAGUGAUAAGGAUUCCAAAAGCCUUGAUUUUGAAGGACGCAUGAUGAAACAAGAAAUAAAUGCAUAUGAAGGCGUAAUGUCCCCUGAUGAACCACAAGAAACUCUAAAAAACUUAGAAUCUGAAAGUUCACACUCAAAGGCCUUCACUAAGCGACUGAUGGGAAUGCCUGAUAAUGAAAUUACUGAACUCAUAGAGGACAGUAGAGAUAAAGAAUUUAUUGAUUCAGGUGAAGAAAAUAAAAUAAGACUUCAAGGGAAGGAAAAUGCAUUACAUUCCUCUGUAGAAUUGAUAGGUGAUGGUGUUUCUGAAGUACAAUCCAUUGAAAGUCAGGCUGUUAACAAUUUUUUGAACUUCUUCAACACUCAUGAGAAGGGCUCUAAUAAUGGGUCUUUCUCUGCUCAAGAUGGAGAGGAUAAAGAUACAGACAUCCUAAAUAUGAAUUAUGUGCAGUCGGACAAGAGAAGAGCUGUCUUUGAUACAGCAAAGCUACAGAUAGAAAGAAUUUUCAGUCAUAUAUGGUCCCAGAUGCGUUCAAAUAAUGAUGUUGUAUGUUAUUGUUGCUUUCUUCUCGCCUUCCUUUGGAAUUUCAGCAUUCUUUCGAUGGUAUAUCUCGCUGCACUCUUCUUGUAUGCUCUAUGUAUAAAUACUGGGCCAAGUUACAUCUUCUGGGUCAUUAUGCUAAUAUACACAGAAAUUUAUAUAAUGGUGCAGUAUCUGUAUCAGAUCAUCAUCCAACACUGUGGUUACAAUAUCCAGUCAACCAUUCUUCAGGUGGUUGGGUUUCCUAAGAAACCAAUGACAUCGUUAUUUGUCAUAAGUUUAUUCCCUCUUUUUCUAGUCUACUUAUCUACCCUUCUGCAAAGCUUUAUAACAGCCAAAGAUAGUGGCUGGAUGUCCUGGACUGAAUUCAGUACCUUAAAGGAGAGUGAAGAAUAUCAGAACGAUUAUGGUCUUAGUUCUAGCUGGUGUAGAAGGCUGUGUAAGAUGCUUCAACCUACUAUUGUCAUGGUAAAAAUUUUAAUAAAAAAGUGUUACAGAUACCUAAAAUCUCUGACACGAGAAACUGAAUCUCCUCCAUACUUGGUACAAUUGUCUGUGGAUGUGCACCUGUGGCCAGAGGAUAUGAUCCAACCAGAAAGAAUAGAAUCUGGAAUAAAUCAACUUCUGAGGGUUGUGCAUGAUGAAAGAUGCGAGGAAGAUAACUCAAUAGCCUGCCCUUGUGCUAGCAGGGUUCAAGUUCAAAGCAUUAAAAAAAGUGAAGACGACCCAAAUGUUGCUUUAGCUGUUUUUGAGGUGGUGUAUGCCAACUCAUCAAGAGAAUGUGAGCCAACUGAAAGAUACAAGUCACUAACUCCAGCUGCUGAUGUUGCAAAAGAAAUUCUUAUAGCACAACAAACUGGAGUACCAGAACAUAUUGGCUUUCCGUACUCUAUACUUUCUGUUAUUGGGGGAGGCAAAAGAGAAAUCGACCUUUACGCCUACAUAUUCGGUGCAGAUUUGUCCGUGUUUUUUUUGGUUGCCAUCUUUUACCAGUCUGUUUUCAAAAAUCAAAAGGAAAUCUUAGAUGUUAAUCAGCUCGAAGAUCAAUUUCCAAAGGAGUUUGUAUUCAUGUUAAUGAUGAUAUUCUUCUUGAUAGUACUAGAUCGCAUCAUAUACUUGUGUUCAUUCGCCAUAGGGAAAGUGAUCUUCUACCUUUUCAACCUCAUUCUCUUCACAUAUUCAGUUACCGAGUAUGCUUGGCAGAUGCAGCUAUCUCAGGAAAGUUCUACAGGUUUGGCACUUCGUGCUAUAUAUUUGACAAAGGCAGUUUCUCUGGCACUGCAAGCCAUUCAAAUUCGAUAUGGAAUUCCUCACAAAAGCACCCUUUACCAACAGUUUCUAACUAGCAAAGUAUCUCGAGUCAACUACUUGGGAUACAGGGUCUAUCGUGCUCUACCAUUUCUUUAUGAACUAAGAUGUGUGCUUGACUGGUCAUGCACAACCACAUCGCUGACAAUGUACGACUGGCUAAAGCUAGAGGACAUAAAUGCGAGCUUGUACCUUGUCAAAUGUGAUGCAGUUCUGAAUAGAUCCAGGCACAAACAAGGAGAGAAGCAGACAAAGAUGACCAAAUUUUGCAAUGGGAUAUGCUUGUUCUUCAUAUUAAUUUUUGUCAUUUGGACUCCCAUACUGAUGUACAGCAGUGGUAACCCAACAAAUAUCGCAAAUCCUAUCAAUGAUGCGACUGUACAGUUUGAUAUUAAAACGGAUGCAGGAAGAUUGACUUUGUACCAGACAUCUCUAUGCGAAAGAAAUCCAUGGAAUAAGCUCAAUGACAUAUCUUAUCUUGACUCUAAUGGUUACCUGGAUGAAUAUAAUGGCAAUGAUAUUCAAUUGAUAUGUUGUCAAGCUGAUGCAAGUUCCUUCUGGCUUGUUCCCGAUGUAGUUCAGAAUAACUAUAUUCUAUCUCUAUACAGCAACAUGGAAAUUAGAUUCUCAUGGGUACUUACCAGGGAUAGACCAAAGGGCAAGGAACUUGUGAAGUACGAGAAAAAUAUUGACCCCAUCGAUCUUCCAAAAGCAUCGGAAAUUGAGAAAGUUCUCAAUGGUUCCGUUGACAGCUUCAGGACGAAAAAUCUGUAUCCAAGAUACUUUCGUGUCACUGGUUCUGGUGACAUCAGAUCUUUGGAGCAAAAGCAGGUGGAUGAUGUGAGUGGAGAUCUUGUUCUAAAUCGUGGAAAUUCUGAGUUUUGGUCAUUCCAUGAUGUUCAUUCUUCAGAUCUAAAAAUCUGCGGAGACUUGACCGGACCGAUGGCCAUCAUUAUAUCAGAGGAAACUCCACAGGGAUUUCUUGGUGAAACUCUCAGCAAAUUUAGCAUAUGGGGUCUCUACAUCACAUUUGUGCUAGCAGUUGGCCGGUUUAUUAGACUUCAAUGCUCUGACCUCCGAAUGAGAAUUCCGUUCGAAAACCUUCCAUCCUGUGACAGGUUGAUUGCCUUUUGUGAGGAUAUAUAUGCAGCAAGAGCAGAGGGGGAGCUGGGAGUCGAGGAGGUUCUAUAUUGGACCGUGGUAAAGAUCUACAGGUCGCCUCACAUGUUGCUCGAAUAUACCAAGCCUGAUUAAGUUCCAGCAACUGAGUGUCGUCCACAGGUCAGUCAGUCGAGUCUGACAUAACUAACAUACAAUUGAAGAAUGCAGCACUACUACUUUAACUUGUUCCUUUCCUGGGUGGUGCUGUGCACCACGCAUCUCAUCCUCUGCACUUACAACAUCAAGAUAACUUGCUGUUUGCUAGAGUCUUUCUGUAGUUCUGUGCACUGUACAAUAUUUCCUUGUCACUAGUGUAGACUUCAAUAGCUACCUAUUUGUUUAUUUUAUUACAAUAUUCAGAACCGCCUAAGAGAGUAAGAGGUAGCAGUUGCUAACCUUAUGAAAUUGCUCACGUUCUUCUUGAGAAGAUGGAAUGGUUCUCUACAUAAGAACUAGUUUUAAUUAA
Messenger RNA from Daucus carota subsp. sativus, 8817 nucleotides. Its product is annotated as piezo-type mechanosensitive ion channel homolog. NCBI's taxonomy places the organism in Eukaryota, Viridiplantae, Streptophyta, Magnoliopsida, Apiales, Apiaceae. The coding region runs from base 1245 to 8444 and encodes 2399 amino acids. The record is from RefSeq and is a predicted model, not a curated record. Gene Ontology annotation, molecular function: mechanosensitive monoatomic ion channel activity. The transcript is spliced from 20 exons. Gene Ontology annotation, cellular component: membrane.